UUGCUUUCUGCUGCACUUGGCUCUACACCUACAGCAUCCUGUAUAUUAUACUAGCUACCUCGGCGCCAUUUUGGGAGCAACCCAGGAAGCAGUCGCUUCAGCCUUUCCCUUUUGUUUCUUCCUGUGCACAGCACACAAGGGUGCUACUAGCUCUGAAUGCAUCGCAGCAGCCAGCAGGCACAGGGCCUCAGCAGACCUGCAGCCAAGCUAAUGAAAUGGUGGCUAGCUCUGAACGCCGUGCAGCGCCAGCAGCCACCACCACCUUGGCUCGAUCCUGCCAUCUAGCUACACCUGUCUUGCUCCUGCCUCUCCUUCCUUACUUGUUCAUCCCCCCGCUUCUCUUCUCCCUGCCAAAUGCCAUGCAUGAUGUGGUUCAUCUUCGUCUCUUCUUCUUCUUCUUCUUCUUCUUCUUCUUCUUCUUCUUCUUCCUCCUCCUCCUCCUCUCUACUCUUCUGUUCAGAGUUGAGAGUGUCAGACACUGAGACACGGAGAGACGUUAAGAGAGGAGAGGCUCUCUUCAUCUGUUACAUACAUCAUCCCACCAGUGACUCAACAGGUGAUCUGUCUAGCUGCAUGAGCAGUGCUUGAUAUCGUGUGUCUCAAUUUGUGUAGCUGCGUGCUCCCAAGGAAUGCAGAGAACGGGAUCAUCAAUGGCUGCGCGGUGCAGCGGCGGCUGCGACGGGCGUGAGGACGGCGCGGUGGAGGCGCUGGUGCAGUGGCAGAAGGUGAGCGACUUCCUCAUCGGGGCGUCCUACAUGUCCAUCCCGCUGGAGCUGCUGCACUUUGCCACCUGCGCCGACCUCGCGCCGCUCCGCUGGGUGCUCCUCCAGUUCGGCGCCUUCAUCGUCCUCUGCGGCCUCGUCCACCUCGCCGCCGUCUUCACCUACGCCCGCCCGGACUCGCGCCGCCUCCUCGUGGCCAUCACCGCCGCCAAGGCGCUGGCCGCGGUCGCCGCCUCCGUCGCCGCCGUCUCCCUCCCCACCUUCAUCCCGCAGCUGCUCCGCCUCAAGACCCGCGAGGCGCUCCUCCGGGACAAGGCGCGCCAGCUCGACCGCGACGUCGCCCUCGUCAGGCGCCGCGAGGAGACCGCCGCGCGCGUCGUCCGCGCCAUCGCGCAGCACAUCCGUGGUGGUGGUAGCGGCGGCGGCGGCGCUCUCCGGCCUGACGCGCUCGCUGUGCUGCACACAGCCGUGUUCCACCUCUCCGACGCCCUCGGCCUCAGCAGCUGCGCCGUCUGGAUGCCCGCGGCGGCCAGUGAUGAUGGCCCCGGCUUGCUCCACCUGGUCCAUCAGCUGCCUGAAGAUGAGCACCAAGCCCCGACGAUGACGACGAGGAAGGCCAUUCGCAUCACUGACCCCGACGUGGCCGCCGUCAUGGCCACCAACGACGCCAAGGUGCUGAGGCCGGGCUCGGCGCUCGGGACGACGUCUGGUCAUGGACGUGCGGCUGCCAUACGGAUGCCGAUGCUGCGGGCGUCCAACUUCGUCGACGCAUCAUCCUCAGGAUCAGAUGGGCAGGGAGCUGCUGUGAGCUACGCGAUCAUGGUCUUGGUUCUUCCGGCUCCAGCUCCGACUACCAAGAAGCACAGGACUAGAGGAGGACACAGAGUAGGAGGUGCACGGGAGUGGAGCAGGCAGGAGCUGGAGAUCGUGGAGGUUGCGGCGGACCAGCUAGCCGUGGCGCUGUCGCACGCGGCGGUGCUGGAGGAGUGGCAGCUGACUCGGCACAAGCUGGCGGAGCGGCAGAGGGUCCUGGCGCAGGCCCGGCACGACGCCGCGGUGGCCACCGGGGCCAGGGACGCCGCGCAGAGCGCCAUGCGCGACAGCGUGCUGAGGCCGAUGCACUCCGUCGCGGGGCUGCUCUCGCUGAUGCAGGCGCAGCAGCAGCAGGACGGGGCCUUCCGUUCCGCCGAGCAGAGAGUGGCCGUGGAUGCCAUGGCCAGGAUCAGCGCCCUCUCCUCCACGCUGACAGACGACGUCAUGGCCGCUCUGCUGACGCCGACGACGGCUACCCGUGGUGAGCCGGCGUCGGCGGCUCCCGGCGUCAGCUUGGCGCGGAGGCCGUUCGAUCCCCGCGCGCUGGUCAAGGACGCGGCCGGCGUGGCGGGGUGCCUCGCCCGUUGCAGGGGGCUCGGCUUCUCGCAUCGGGCGGAGAUGAGCUGUCUGCCCGCCGAAUGCUGGGUGGCCGGCGACGACAGACGAGUGUUCCACCUCCUGCUGCACAUGCUUGGCGUUCUGUUGGACCGGUGCGAAUGCCAUUGCCAUGACCUCUGCUUUGCCGUGGACGCUGUGGUGGGUGACCAAGAGACCAUGUCAGGCUCAGGCCUCCCUGAUUGGAUGACCCCCAAUUUCUAUGGCUGCAACACGGUGUGCAUCAGGUUCCGAUUUGGGAUCACAAGACACUUCAGAGACAGCUUACUGCUUUCGUGCAGCCCACCAUCGAGACCUCAAGAUAGAACCAGAAGAAGCACCAGCAUCAGUUCACUCAGCUCCGAGACGCGGCUAAGCAUCGCUGCGUGCAACAAGAUCGUGCAGAUGAUGAACGGCAAGAUGUGGCGGGAAUCCACGUCAGAGUCGAGAUGCCAGCAUGGGGAGCACAUGAGCCUCAUCCUGCACUUCCAGCUGGGCUAUGGAGUGGCAUCACCCUCUGCCACCUCCCGAUCAGGCGGCGGCGGAUUCUACCGCGUCGGUGGCAGAUUCAGAGCGCCGUCAUCGUCCACCGGUGCUCCUCCUCAGUACUUCAACGGCCUGCGGAUCCUGCUCUCGGACAGUGACGACACCAGCCGGGAGGUGACGCGGAAGCUCCUGGAGAGGCUCGGCUGCCAGGUGCUGCCGGUCCCGUCGGCCGCGCACUGCCUCAGCCUCCUUCUGGGGAGCGACGACGCCGGCGGUGGCCAUCACCAUCAGCUUUCGUUCCAGUUCCCCUACUUGCAACUCCAGGCGGUGCUUCUGGACCUCCACACACCUGCCGCAGCUAGCGCUGACGCUGCCAGUGCAAUGGAUGACGGGUUUGAGGUCGCCCUCAGGAUCCGGGAGGUCACCGGGGGCAGGUUCAGCUGGCUGCUCAUACUUGUCGCGCUGCCACUGCCACCGAGAGCAAGCUGCAUCGACAUCCGCGACGUGUGCAAGCGGACGGGGGUCAAUGGCGUCAUCCAUAAACCCAUCACGCUGGCAGCACUGGCAGCUCAGCUUUACAGGGUUCUCCACAACGACAACUGAUCAGUGAUAGAUCCUCCACGUACUUACUGCCUGUUUGGAGUUUGGACUACUGAACUUGUUUGGAGUUUGGACUACUGAACCCGCUUCUUGCCGGAGCCACGGCCCCCUGAGCUCCAGCAAGACUGU
Sorghum bicolor (sorghum) is the source of this 3344-nucleotide messenger RNA. Its product is annotated as ethylene receptor 4. Gene Ontology annotation, molecular function: ethylene binding; protein binding; ethylene receptor activity. Gene Ontology annotation, biological process: phosphorelay signal transduction system. Lineage: Eukaryota; Viridiplantae; Streptophyta; Magnoliopsida; Poales; Poaceae. The transcript has 2 exons. Gene Ontology annotation, cellular component: endoplasmic reticulum. Bases 630 to 3218 code for a protein of 862 amino acids. The record is from RefSeq and is a predicted model, not a curated record.